This is a messenger RNA of Camelina sativa (false flax), 1876 nucleotides long. RefSeq names its product adenylate isopentenyltransferase 5, chloroplastic. The record is from RefSeq and is a predicted model, not a curated record. Gene Ontology annotation, cellular component: mitochondrion. Gene Ontology annotation, molecular function: tRNA dimethylallyltransferase activity. Gene Ontology annotation, biological process: cytokinin biosynthetic process; tRNA modification. Lineage: Eukaryota; Viridiplantae; Streptophyta; Magnoliopsida; Brassicales; Brassicaceae.
CUUCAUCAACAACAUAUGCUCGUUGAGAGCAAAUAUAGUUUCAGUGUAUCUCUCUAUAUCAUGCAUAUGUAACUAUCACUUAUUCACAUACACCUGAUGAGCUAGAAUCUUUAACUUGCCUUCUACUCACAUUUAUUUUCAAGAUUUCCUAAUUAACAAGAUAAGUAGAAGAUUCUUGUUACAUUUUUUCUUAUAGAAAAUUUAUAACGAUUGACAGGGAAGAGACAGUGCUCCGGGGAACAAGCCACUUCAAGCAGGGGAAGGUUUUAUAAGAAUGAAUCCAUGCAUGACGGCUCUAAGACAAGUGAUUCAUCAACCAUUGUUAAACUUCCAAGGAAACAUGGUCGACGGUCCGUUUUUCCGGCGAAAAGACAAGGUCGUUUUCGUCAUGGGAGCCACCGGAACUGGAAAAUCCCGUCUCGCCAUCGACUUGGCCACUCGUUUUCCGGCGGAGAUCGUGAACUCCGACAAGAUCCAAGUCUACAAAGGUCUCGACAUAGUCACCAACAAAGUCACUCCAGAGGAAAGCCUCGGUGUACCUCACCACCUUCUCGGCACCGUCCACGACACUUACGAAGAUUUCACGGCGGAGGAUUUCCAAAGGGAAGCGAUCAGGGCCGUUGAGUCAAUUGUCCAGAGAGACCGUGUCCCCAUCAUAGCCGGUGGUUCAAAUUCUUACAUCGAGGCUUUGGUCAACAAUUGCGUUGACUUCCGGUUAAGGUACAAUUGUUGUUUCUUGUGGGUUGACGUCUCUAGACCGGUUUUACACUCGUUUGUCUCGGAGCGAGUUGAUAAGAUGGUUGAGAUGGGACUAGUCGACGAGGUUCGCCGCAUCUUUGAUCCAUCUUCGUCGGAUUACUCUGCCGGGAUCCGCCGUGCCAUCGGAGUUCCGGAGCUAGACGAAUUUCUCCGGUCGGAGAUGCGGAACUAUCCGGCGGAGACGACGGAGAGACUUCUUGAAACAGCGAUCAAGAAUAUUAAAGAGAACACUUGUUUGCUUGCGUGCCGUCAGUUACAGAAGAUUCAGAGGCUUUACAAGCAGUGGAAAUGGAACAUGCACCGCGUCGACGCAACGGAGGUGUUUCUCCGGCGAGGAGAAGAAGCCGACGAGGCUUGGGAGAACGCUGUGGCUCGCCCGAGCGCACUCGCCGUCGACAGGUUCUUAAAUUACAACGACGACCUCCAUUUGGACGGCACCGAUAUUCUCCUACCGGAGAUCUCCGCUGUCCCGCCGCUCCCAGCCGCCGUAGCAGCGAUUUCACGGUGAGAAAAAAACGGAUGGACAAUAUAUAUAAUGACAAAAAAAAGGAAGUUUAAACCACAAUAAAUGACACGUGGCGAGACUGGUCGGAAAGAGGAUAUAACCAUGAUAAUGCCACGUGGCGAGAUGGGUCGUCGCUGUCUCGAAGAAGAUGAGAUGACGUUUUCAUUACAAAGUAUGUUGUUACUAAAAAAAAGUGUGUUACGGUUUAACGGAGAAAAAAAAGAACCAGUUUUGAGGGGAACUGAAGCGGACGCGCGGGGCGGACGCAGACAGUUGUUCCUUUGUUCUUUUUUUUUUUUUUUUUUUUUUCUUUUUCUUUCCGGUAUAGUGUACUUUAGGGGUAGGAUCUGGUCCCGAAUAGUGUACGGUUUAUACGGUGGAUUAGGCUAGGUUUAAGACAAAAAGAGCUCGUUGGUCAACGGCUCAACGCGGUUUGGCUCCAAAAAAGACUAAAAGAAUAAAGGGAUCCAACGGACUAAAAAAGGAGUUUUGUUUGGAAACAUAGACCCCACUUUUGACGGCGUGUUGCCGUCCGAUACGUGUGUGUUGGGUCCUCCAGUUGUGACGUGAUGCGGUUAUAAAUAAUUCAAUCAAACGGCUCUCAAGUGAUUA